AUGGGUCAGAACUGGACUCUGUCGUGUGGACCGGGACAGGUCCUGGAGUUGGACCAGUUUCACCUGGUUCCAGAGCAGAAGCAGAGCAGUGCCCCGUGUGGACAUGGAGGAGUACUGCGCCUCCUGCAGGCGUUGUGCAGCGGACGUUCAUUCUGUCGUCUGCCUGUGUUCUCUCUAUCUCACCUGUGUGUGACUCCGCCCACUACCAUGCACACUGCCACGCCCACUGCCACGCCUACUGCCACGCCUACUGCCACGCCUACUGCCACGCCUACUGCCACGCCCAGACUGGAGUACCACUGCCGCACAGAGCGCACCAUCUUGCUGCUCUCUUGCUCCUCUGGAAGUCGAUCCUUCUCGCCUCAGACCUGCAGCGCCCUCUCUGGACACCCCUUGUAUCUGCAGGUGUACACAGCUGCUGAUGUAGAUGUGUGGGUCACUGCCAGGGCUAACCACUCUGCUAAUGCUAAUGUUAGCAGCCAUGCUAACCUGAGCGGCCAUGCUAACGUGACUCUGCCUGCUCUACUUCUGCGGAGCCUGGGCCCCGGGUGCCAGAGUCUGCAGCUCCACGCUCGGAACAGAAACACCCUGAGAGACGAGACGGAGCCGAUCCAGGUACAGCUGCAAGACUGUCUCCUCCACAGCUGCAGGACUGCUCCUCCACAGCUGCAGGACUGUCUCCUCCACAGCUGCAGGAGGACUGUCUCCUCCACAGCUGCAGAGGAGAAGGACUGUCUCCUCCACAGCUGCAGGAGGACUGUCUCCUCCACAGCUGCAGGAGGACUGUCUCCUCCACACCAGCUGCAGCUGAGGACUGUCUCCUCCACAGCUGCAGGAGGACUGUCUCCUCCACAGCUGCAGGAGGACUGUCUCCUCCACAGCUGCAGGAGGACUGUCUCGUCUCCUCCGUGCACAGCUGCAGGAGGACUGUCUGCAGAGGACUCCACAGCUGCAGGAGGACUGACUGUCGACCUCCGCAGCUGCAGGAGGACUGUCUCCUCCACAGCUGCAGGAGGACUGUCUCCUCCACAGCUGCAGGAGGACUGUCUCCUCCACAGCUGCAGGAGGACUGUCUCCUCCACAGCUGCAGGAGGACUGUCUCCUCCACAGCUGCAGGAGGACUGUCACCUCCACAGCUGCAGGAGGACUGUCUCCUCCACAGCUGCAGGAGGACUGUCUCCUCCACAGCUGCAGGAGGACUGUCUCCUCCACAGCUGCAGCUGCAGGAGGACUGUCUCCUCCACAGCUGCAGGAGGACUGUCUCCUCCACAGCUGCAGGAGGACUGUCUCCUCCACAGCUGCAGGAGGACUGUCUCCUCCACAGCUGCAGGAGGACUGUCUCCUCCACAGCUGCAGGAGGACUGUCUCCUCCACAGCUGCAGGAGGACUGUCUCCUCCACAGCUGCAGGAGGACUGUCUCCUCCACAGCUGAAUAAACAUUUUCAUUAUGGCCUCAGAGAUGUUGUUUCCCUCCAGGUGUGCGUGGUGCAGCCUGUGUCCCAGCUCCAGGCCUCUCUCCUGGGCACAGACCCUCCAGACCUCCCCCUGACUCUGGGCCUCUCUGUGGAGCAGGGGACUCCGGCUCAGGUCUGGGUCUACCUCCUGACCCUGAACCAGUCCUUCCUGCACACCAGAGUUCUGACCAGGACUCAGCAGGUCUUCAGCUUUGAUCACAGGGCGCCAGAUGUGCAGGAGGUCAGGGUGACAGCGGUGAACGGGUUUUCAGAGUCACACACCGAGAUCAGUGUGUGUCCCCGAAACUCCAGCAGAACCAUGUGUGUCCACAACAGCACCAAGGGCCGUGUGCGUGUGACCAGGUCCCCUGGUAUCUCUGCCUCCCCUUCAGCUGUAGUAUUUGACAGGAGCCAGCCGGUGGUGUUGUCUGUGAAUGGAGGAGAUCUGAAAAACCGAAAGAGGGAGUGGAAAUGUGUUUUCCCGUGUAAAUGUCCGGUUACGAUCCUGCACGAUGCGAGCGACAUGAUGAUUGAUGAGUUCAUCAUCACGGCCGACUGUCUGCCCGAGCCGCUGCACUUCUACAAAUACCAGUUCACUUUGUUCAAGCAGGGCAAUGACAAGAGAGCAGAAGUGUGUGUGGGCAUGGACGCUGUGGUUAGCACCACGCUGAGUGUGACCUGCACCAGGGGCUGCUCUGGGGGGUCAGAGGUCAGUCUCCAGCUGGAGUGUGAUGUCACAUGUCCAAGCACAUGGAAGUGGAACAUCAAGGACUACAACAACAACGAACUGUGGACGACUGAGACUCGCAGCUGCUACGAGGACGAGAAGACCCAACCUUUGAUCCAGAAGCAGGACCGUGGCCCGACCUUCCAGGUGCUUCAGUACUGGAUCACCGAGGCCCGAGGGAAGGGGAGAGACCUGUGGGUGGUGCUGACGACCGGUGAGGAGCUCGGAGGUGGACCCCCCCUCAGCGACCACAACCACCCCCCCCUCAGGGACCACGACCACCCCUCCCUCAGGGACCUCAACCACCCCCCCCUCAGCGACCACGACCACCCCUCCCUCAGGGACCACGACCAUCCCUCCCUCAGCGACCACAACUACCCCUCCCUCAGGGACCACGACCACCCCUCCCUCAGGGACCUCAACUACCCCUCCCUCAGGGACCACGACCACCCCCCCCUCAGGGACCUCAACCACCUCCCCCUCAGGGACCACGACCACCCCUCCAUCAUGGACCACAACCAGCCCCCCCCCAGCUUCAGCCCCCCCUGUGGCCAGUGCAAGUACUGCUACAGAACCACCUCAGGUCGGGAGCUGGGGUGUGGUUCUGACCCGGUCACUUCCCUCUUCCUGCCACUGGGGGACGCUGCUCUGAACUGGAUGGUGUCUGUAACCGUGACGGCUGCGAGCAGUGACUACACGGCGACAGCCUUCACCUCCGCUCAGGUGAAAGGGCUCCCUGUGGACUCUUCGUCUCUGGACUUGGUCUUGGACUCUCUGCAGACCUCUUUAGACCUGAUCCAGACCCAGUCCCUGCUCAGUCCUGAGGCUCUGGGGACUCUGGUCCAGUCUGUGGGGGAUCUGCUGAAGACACAGAAAGAGGGGGCAUCCCUGGAGCAGAGGACCGAGUUUCGUGAGAGGGUUUUGGACCUGCUGCUGGAGAAGUCUUCACUGGCUCAUAGUCCAGACCAGAUCCAAGACCUGGUCUCUGGUCUGAACUCUAUGAUCCAGGCCGGAGAAGAGCUCUCCACCACUGCACUGACCUCAGCUCGGCACUGGCCCAGGUCUCUGUUGGUGCUGAGUCCAGACCCAAAGUGA
Messenger RNA from Knipowitschia caucasica, 3276 nucleotides. The record is from the annotation of a GenBank genome assembly. Lineage: Eukaryota; Metazoa; Chordata; Actinopteri; Gobiiformes; Gobiidae.